Molecule: messenger RNA, 3136 nt
Organism: Stegostoma tigrinum
Lineage: Eukaryota; Metazoa; Chordata; Chondrichthyes; Orectolobiformes; Stegostomatidae
Product: polyadenylate-binding protein 1
Exons: 15
Coding region: 820-2715 (631 amino acids)
Cellular component (GO): cytoplasmic stress granule; nucleus; ribonucleoprotein complex
Molecular function (GO): mRNA 3'-UTR binding; poly(U) RNA binding; poly(A) binding
Source: RefSeq, a predicted model, not a curated record
AGGUGUUUGACCCUCCGAUCCCCGGCUGUGUGUGUGUGUGUGUCUGUGUGCACCAGGCUCCAUCCGAGCUUUCCCGUCAGCACACUUUUCUGUUCUAUCUCUUUCCAUAAAUGAUUUAAAAAAAAGAAAAAAAUUUAAAAAAGCGGAAAAAACUCUUACCCAAAAAAAUCUAAAAAAAACCCGAAAGAAAAAAAGCUGGGUGGGGGUGAAAAAGAAAAAAAAAGACAACCCGACAUCAAAUCAAGUCUCAACGUCCAAGAAGGAAGAAAAAGAGAGAAGAAAGCAAAAUCAACCGAGAAGACUAGCAACAACCUAGGAAAGGAGAAAAGAAGAAAAAUACUACAAGUUAAAAAAAAUAAACCGACGACGCCGACAAGGGGGUGUGUGUCUGUGUGAGAAAGCGAAAAAGGGAGAAAUAUAAAGGAAUCCUCGAGGAGAUCGUCAAAACCGAAAACUACCUUCAAAACCAGAGCUUCACUUGGAACGGAGCCGGAUCCCGAAGUAGACUGACUCUCCUGGGCCUCGGCCUCCUCCAGCCCUCCCUUCCGCAGGCGCCAUCUCCUCCUCUUCCCGGCCCCUCUCUCUGUUUCGCUCGACGCUUGAAUCCUCUUCCCAGCCUUUUUUAAAAAAAAUCUUUUUAUUUCCUCCUUAAACUAUCUAACCUAAUUUUUUUGUCUUCCCCGAGGUUUUUUUUAUUUUUUGGAGCGAGUGGAAGUUUUUUGCUGCUGCUGUUGUAAAUCCUACCUCCCUCCCUCCUCUCUCUACCCCUUUUUAAUUAAAAAGUGACCGAGCGUUCAUUCCGUCUCCGCUGCCGCCACCAUGAACCCCAGCGCCCCCAGUUAUCCCAUGGCCUCGCUGUACGUUGGUGACCUGCACCCGGACGUGACCGAGGCGAUGCUGUACGAGAAGUUCUCUCCAGCCGGGCCUAUUCUGUCGAUCCGCGUGUGCCGGGACAUGAUCACCCGGCGCUCGCUGGGCUACGCCUAUGUCAACUUCCAGCAGCCAGCCGACGCUGAGCGUGCUUUGGAUACAAUGAACUUUGAUGUCAUCAAAGGCAAGCCUGUUCGUAUCAUGUGGUCUCAACGUGAUCCAUCUUUGCGGAAAUCUGGAGUUGGCAACAUUUUCAUUAAGAACUUGGACAAAUCAAUUGACAAUAAAGCUUUAUAUGACACUUUUUCAGCUUUUGGAAACAUACUUUCUUGCAAGGUGGUUUGUGAUGAAAAUGGGUCUAAAGGCUAUGGAUUUGUUCAUUUUGAAACCCACGAAGCAGCAGAACGAGCCAUUGAGAAAAUGAAUGGCAUGCUACUUAAUGAUCGAAAAGUUUUUGUAGGUCGUUUUAAAUCCCGCAAAGAGCGUGAAGCUGAGCUUGGAGCCAAAGCAAAAGAAUUCACAAAUGUUUAUAUCAAGAACUUUGGGGAAGAUAUGGAUGAUGAGAGGUUGAAAGAAAUCUUCAACAAAUUUGGCGCAUUCCUGAGUGUAAAAGUCAUGACUGAUGAUAGUGGAAGGUCCAAAGGCUUUGGCUUUGUCAGUUUUGAGAAGCAUGAAGACGCACAAAAGGCUGUCGAUGAGAUGAAUGGCAAAGAAAUUAAUGGGAGGCAGGUUUAUGUUGGCCGUGCUCAGAAAAAAGUUGAGAGACAGACAGAGCUGAAGCGUAAAUUUGAACAGAUGAAACAGGACCGGAUCACAAGGUACCAGGGGGUCAACCUCUACGUCAAAAAUCUGGAUGAUGGUAUUGAUGAUGAGCGUCUACGCAAAGAGUUUUCACCAUUUGGCACAAUUACCAGUGCUAAGGUGAUGAUGGAGCAUGGUCGUAGCAAAGGCUUUGGAUUUGUUUGUUUCUCCUCACCAGAGGAGGCAACCAAGGCGGUAACGGAGAUGAACGGCCGAAUCGUGAGCACAAAACCCUUGUAUGUUGCUCUGGCUCAGCGCAAAGAAGAACGACAGGCUCAUUUGACAAACCAGUAUAUGCAGAGAAUGGCGAGUGUCAGAGCUGUACCAAACCCCGUAAUCAAUCCAUAUCAGCCAGCUCCACCCUCUGGCUAUUUCAUGGCGGCUAUCCCUCAGGCACAGAAUCGUGCUGCAUACUACCCAGCAAGCCAGCUUGCACAACUUCGACCAACCCCUCGAUGGGCUGCUCAAAGUGUCAGACCCCAACCAUUCCAGAACAUGCCUGGUGGUAUGCGUCCAACAGGUCCUCGACCACCAGCACUCAGCUCCAUGAGACCAACUUCUGCUCAGGUGCCACGUGUCAUGAGCACUCAACGUGUUGCCAACACAGCAACACAGACAAUGGGACCGCGCCCUGGUGCUACUGCUCCCGGUGUCCGUUCGUUUACACAGUACAAAUAUGCUGCAGGCGUACGUAAUCCUCAACAGCAUCUAAAUGCUCAGCCUCCAGUUGCUAUGCAACAGCCUGCCGUUCAUGUACAAGGCCAAGAACCCCUGACUGCUUCCAUGUUGGCUGCUGCCCCUCCCCAAGAACAGAAGCAGAUGCUAGGUGAGCGACUUUUCCCCUUGAUUCAGAAUAUGCAUCCAAGUUUGGCAGGUAAAAUCACUGGAAUGCUUCUUGAAAUAGACAACUCUGAAUUGCUUCAUAUGUUGGAGUCACCAGAAUCUCUGCGCUCCAAGGUUGAUGAAGCUGUUGCUGUACUGCAGGCCCAUCAGGCAAAAGAGGCUGCUCAGAAAGUAGUUGUGCCAAAUGCUGCAGGUGUUUAAAUUUUUCAGGAGGAGGAUCAUGAAGCUUGCAUUUAUCGAAGAAAAGAUUUAAACAUUGGAAAAAGCUAAAAAAUUUUAAAACAUCGCAAAACAAUAAAAAAUUUAUACAAAAAAAGAAAGGAAACCUCUAAGCUUAUGAAACAAAGUCACUGCCAGGUCUGGCAUAAGUGAUGCUAGUCCUAGACUUAAGGGAAAAUACCAAAAAAAAUUGUAAAAUGAAAAGUUUUCUAGGCCGGGGUAGGUGUUUUAUGCACAGAAAUGUUUGCAUUCCUUUCUUUAAAAGUUUUGUAAUCCAUUACUGUGGAAAUGCUCAGCAGAUCCACACUGUUUUUAGUUAGCAGUGUGUUUGAUGGUUGAGCAUUAGAAACAAACGGAACGUUUGGAUUAUAGAAUGCUUGCUUUAAUAAAAAUGCUGAAUAAU